Molecule: messenger RNA, 408 nt
Organism: Recurvomyces mirabilis
Lineage: Eukaryota; Fungi; Ascomycota; Dothideomycetes; Mycosphaerellales; Teratosphaeriaceae
Exons: 2
Coding region: 1-408 (135 amino acids)
Source: RefSeq, a predicted model, not a curated record
AUGGGCUGGGAUGCGAAGGAUCGGGUCUUCACUCCCGCAGACGGCGUCAAUGAGAUACCACCCUGGCUCCCUCACAACUUCUGGCCAGACCCAACCUGCACGGACGAAGACACAGUCGUCGUACUCUGGGCCCAUCCCGAAGCUACUCCCUCGCCGAUGCAGAUCAACUUCUUCGAGAGCUUGUUCCUGCUGCUCAGCGAGAAGUACGAAGCUGGCCAGACGCCUGACUUUCUGCAACUUUGUCUGUCACAGCAGGAGGUAGCCACUGCAGGCGUCAUUUUCCCAACGGCAUGGUGGCUCGGUCCUCUGCGGUGGGGGGUGCCAUGGAUCAUGCAGAGUUCUAUGGCGCAGGUUGCGCGGUGGUGCGGCUACAAGGUCUUUCCCUUUGAGAGUAGCAAGUCGGUCUGA